Tripterygium wilfordii is the source of this 1373-nucleotide messenger RNA. RefSeq names its product fibrillin-5, chloroplastic. NCBI's taxonomy places the organism in Eukaryota, Viridiplantae, Streptophyta, Magnoliopsida, Celastrales, Celastraceae. The transcript is spliced from 7 exons. The record is from RefSeq and is a predicted model, not a curated record. The coding region runs from base 126 to 932 and encodes 268 amino acids.
AAAAAAAAAAAAAAACACUAUUCAGUAUAGCACUCUCAAAGCUUCCCAGCCAUGACUCUUUAAAGUUUAAUCCAUAUCUUCUGUCCAGAACAGAACACAGAAAGUUAUUUUCCUCAUUGGAUUUUAUGGCCCCCAAGCUUGUCUACCCACCAAUCCCAACCUUCCAACCCAUUCCUCCAAUAAUACCCAGAUUGAAAAUUAUACCAAUAACUCACAACAUAGUCUCCUUCACUCAUUCAUUGAUUCCAACCACAGUAUUUGGAGAUUCUUCAUCUGGGUUUAGGCACACCAGAGUAGCUGAGCAAAGCUCUGGCUUAGUUGGUGCCGCUGACAAGGAAAUAGAAGAUUACAGGACAACUGAACAGUUAAAAUCUGACCUCUAUCAGGCACUCCAAGGAAUCAAUAGAGGGAUUUUUGGAGUCCAAUCUGCAAAGAAAUCUGAGAUUGAAGGUCUGGUUGCAUUGUUGGAGUCCCAGAAUCCAACCUCAGAACCUACUUCGAAUCUAAAUAAGGUGGGUGGCUCUUGGAGGCUUGUCUAUAGUACAAUUACUAUUCUGGGUUCAAAAAGAACAAAGCUUGGGUUGAGAGACUUUGUGGUAUUGGGAGAUUUUUACCAGACCAUUGAUGCUGAUAAGGGCAAAGCAGUUAAUGAGAUCAAGUUCAGUGUUAGGGGUUUAAACUUGUUGAAUGGACAGCUGACAAUUGAAUCCUCCUUCAAUAUUGCAUCCAAAUCAAGGGUUAACAUAAGUUAUGAGAACUCAGCAAUCACUCCUGAACAGUUAAUGAACUUGUUUCGGAGAAAUCAUGAGCUGCUCCUCAAGAUCUUCAAUCCAGAGGGUUGGCUGGAGAUAUCAUAUGUUGAUGACACAAUGAAGAUAGGGAGAGACGAUAAAGGCAAUAUCUUCAUCCUGGAGAGAACAGAAAAAACAUGAAACCUAAGAUUCAAUUUGUUCCUUUACAUUUACAGUAAUUCAUAAACGUAGAAACAGUUUCAAAGCUGGUUACAAUUAAGAUUAGAAAAUACCCUCGAGGGUUUCGAACGCUGGACAUCCGCACAUACAGAUCGCCUAAGAGCGAGAUAACCAAUUGGGUUAUCGCCAUAACCAAUUGGGUUAUCGCCCUGUGAUUGUAUAAAUACGACUUGAUGAUGGUAAAAUCAAACCGUAAUUGUACAAUUGGGGAAAGGAGGGCAUUUUUCUGCUGCUGCAAAUAACUGUAACCAUAGUCGAAUGCUGGUAAAUUAUUUUAUCUAUUUGAAUCUUUAUUCAUCAAGGAUGAUGAAAACCAUCAACUUUAGCAUUUGUAGUUUCAAAUUUUGAACGAUUUUGGUGUCAUAUUACAGCAAAAUCAAUAAUACAAGCUUUCAAUACUAA